AGCCGACCUUUUGGCGUCGCAUUAUUGAUUGCCGGCGUCGAUGAGAAGGGUCCUCAACUAUACCAUGCCGAUCCUUCUGGUACUUUUAUGCAAUAUGAUGCUAAAGCUAUUGGUUCCGGAUCUGAAGGUGCUCAGACAGAAUUGCAAGAAGAAUAUGAUAAAUCUAUAAGUUUGGUAAAUGCUGAAACACUAUCUCUUAAAGUUCUUAAACAGGUUAUGGAAGAAAAAUUGAACAAUACAAAU
Dentiscutata heterogama is the source of this 243-nucleotide messenger RNA. NCBI's taxonomy places the organism in Eukaryota, Fungi, Glomeromycota, Glomeromycetes, Diversisporales, Gigasporaceae. The record is from the annotation of a GenBank genome assembly.